Molecule: messenger RNA, 3802 nt
Organism: Rhea pennata
Lineage: Eukaryota; Metazoa; Chordata; Aves; Rheiformes; Rheidae
Gene: IPCEF1
Product: interaction protein for cytohesin exchange factors 1
Exons: 8
Coding region: 8-1213 (401 amino acids)
Source: RefSeq, a predicted model, not a curated record
CUUUAUAAUGAGCCGACGGAGGAUAUCGUGUAAAGAGCUGGGUCCAGCUGAUUGCCAAGGAUGGCUCUACAAAAAGAAGGAGAAAGGAGCUUUCAUUGGCAACAAAUGGAAAAAGUUCUGGUGUGUGCUGAAGGAGUCAUCGCUGUACUGGUACAGCAGCCAGCUGGCUGAAAAAGCCGAAGGAUUUAUCAGACUUCCAGACUUCAGUGUGGACCGAGCAACCGAAUGCAAAAAAAAGCAUGCUAUUAAGAUCAGCCACCCACAGAUCAAGACAUUUUAUUUUGCAGCAGAAAAUGUUCUGGAAAUGAACACGUGGCUAAAUAAGCUGGAGAUGGCUGUAGACCCUCAGGCAUCUAAUGGGAAGAAUGAAGAAGAAUGUUACAGUGAAAGUGAACAUGAUGAUCCAGAAAUAACAGACACACCACCUCCCCCCUACACGGCUCAGCUACCACCUCCUCAUUUGGAUCAGCAGAAGUCCUCCUUGACCUCAACUCUGUCAAGUGAAGCAUCUUGUUCUCUCUCCUCUCCUGAAAGCACUUUCAGCUCCCAAGAGUCGUCAUCUUCCUUGAUGUCCAAAGUGGUUUAUCCUGAGAGGCAGUCCUGGCUUGACCUAGUUAACAGCUCUGCUGCAGAAGAGGGUGAUCAGCCUUUAACCUUCUGUGUCCAGAUUCACUCAGAGGAGCAGCCAGAAGUGGACUGUGGACAAGUGGCAGAAAACCAGGAGGUCCAGCCUGGUGGUGGAUCCCCAAAUUUUUUGAUAACUCAAGAUAUGCAUUGCCUAGCUGUGCUAGAUGCAACAGAACAGAAAUCACUAGCCAAAGAUCAGGGAAAAUGCCCCAAUGAUGAGAUGGAGCGGCUUUAUAAGUCGUUAGAACAAGCGAGCUUGUCUCCCAUUGGUGAUCGUCGGCCUUCAACCAAGAAAGAGCUUAGGAAGUCAUUUAUCAAACGUAGCAAAAAUCCUUCCAUUAAUGAGAAACUCCACAAAAUUCGAAUGCUGAAUAGCACACUAAAGUGUAAAGAACAUGACCUGGCUACAAUUAACCAGUUGCUAGAGGACCCAAAGUUGACGGCAAUGAAGUACAGAGAGUGGAAGAACACAAACAUCAUGCUAGUUCAAGAUAUCUAUCACCAGCAGGAUGCCCAGGAUGUGUCCACAGAGAACAGCGAGGAGCAAGAGAUGACCGCACUGUGUGUUGCUGAAAGCACUAUCUGAGGCUCUGGGUCCGUGGUACACAGCGAGAUUUUCCUCCACUGGUCUUCACAUAUGGGCAUUUUAAAGUGCUGCAUUCUGAGGUUUGUUUUUCCAAGUGUUCUUCAUAAGGAAAACAACUCCUUCUCCAAAGCUUUAAUUCCUCUUGCACAACUUAUUUCAUAUUGAAAGAGUGAAUUGCCCGAAUUAAAAAAAGCAUGUCUGUGUCUGAGCCAUAUAUCUAAGAAGAAUGCUAUCUGAAGCAGAGAAGAGAUGUUUUUCCAUCUUGGGAGAAGCGAAUAGAAUGUGUGCCGCUCCUGGAAUUCAGAGCGGUGUCUGUGCACUGCACGGAUGUCAGACACUGGGGGUCAUUCUAACCGUGUCACUUACUGAUGAAGGAAGCUACAAUAAUACCAUAAGGAUGUAAUCUACUCUCUACUUUUUCACACUGCGUGCAAGGUAACCUGAAAGAAGUAUUUUUGUCCCCACAUUCAUUCACUUUGACUGAGUGAGUUACCGGUUUAAACUGAGACAAAUAGAAUAGUAAUUAUGCAUGAGUCUAUAUUACAGACAACCGUCAGGCACUCAGUCUGUGCCCUGCCUGAUGUCUUAAAAGUUUCACAUUUAUUUAUGGACCAGACCAAAGUACUGUCUUUCUACAUCAAGAGGAGAAUGUCUUUCGGUAUGUUUGGUGACAUACAAAUUUCUUGUUAAUAAGGCAAAUGAUAUUUCAACUUUUCUUAUGGACAUGGCAGAACUUCCCUGAGGACUGUUUGCUUCUUACAUAUUUUUCACAAUACUGAAUAUAUAAGGUACAAGUUCAUCCCAAAUUCCUAACUGGUAAAGUGAUAAAAUCCCCUAAGCAGAAGCUAAAUACUUAGAUUCCUGCUGCAGAACUGAAAGUGUAAAAUAUAGCUGCAAAUAUUUUUGUACAUAUAUGUCAUUUUAUGGCUUAUAUGAAUGUGACCAUGUACUGUAUAUAUGUUCUAUUUAUAUAUUUAUAUAUGCUGAAUUUCCUAAUGUAGAUAGGAACAUAUGGACCACACCCACAAGAUGCGAGUGCUUACAUGUUGACGUGAAGUGAAAUGUCUUCUUGUUCUUUGUGCUGUUAUUCUUUUAAGAAUGAAUCACAGUAAUGACUCUAUAACUGAGAGUGCACUGGGACUUCUACUGUAACUUCUUCUUGCUACUUUCAAUCUAGCUUUGAGACUUGAAAAAUAUCUGUAUAAUUUCAGGUAGGAAAAUGUGCUUUCUAGAAAAUGUCAUAGUCCCACACUAGACAAACAAAAAUAAGUAUGUUAAGAAAUUUUGCUGUAGGCUUAUAAUUUUUCAGCCUCACUGUUCUCAGCACAAGGUUUGUUUUUGUCUUCCCAUCUUGAGCAUGUGUUCAAGUAUGAGGAACUUUGUGGAGUGCUGAAUUUUGAAAAGCAAGAGUUAGCUCAUCAUUCUCAAAUUAAUGCUAUUACCAGAACUGUGGGAAUUUGCACUUCUGUUGGAUAUUUUGUAAAGAUGUGCUUUAUCAUUACUUUUAAUGCGUCUUACCUUUUAAAGUAAAAUACGCAAUACACACAUAAACAUAUUCACUUGCCUUUAAGUAUAUUAUGCUGUAUUAUAAUUUUGAUUAAGAAAGCAAAUGCCAAUAGUUUUUUUUAGGAGAAAAUGAAUCUUUUCCUUCUGCUUUGCAGUAAGUCUGAUUUAGCUAUUGCAUUUUUAACACUCAGCAACUUGCCCUUUUAAACAGAGACAUAGAAUUAUGUCCUGAUGCAUCCCAAAAUGCCAGUUAGCGCUGGGUUGAGUGUAGGAACUGGGAUGUAAGUGGCAAGCUAUAAGGAAGGGGAAACAGAAGGAAGAAUGUGGGCUUCUUUGAUGCAAGCUUUAAUAGGAAGGGGGGAAUGGACACAGAAGAUGGGGGUUGAUUGAAUAGAGAAGCAUGGCUGCCCUGGGGAUAUCAUCACUGCCUCAGAUAUAAAAGAGGGUAGGAGUAUCAGGGUCAGGACUGAUACUGGGUUAGGGGACUAGUCUGCUGGUGGGGAAUAAAAGCUGACUGAGACUUGAAAAUGGGUGACAAUGACUAAAUGGAGAAGAAGACAAAAAAAAAAAAAAAAAAAAACCCAGCUGGUUAAAAUGCUAAUGUUUUCAGGAAAUUGUCAUAUGUGAGUGAAUUCAUAAUUUCACUAAUUCUAACUAGAAGUUGAUGAAAAUUAAGAAAGCUCAAGAGCUGGUGGAAGUUGGUUUUCAGUAAUGCCUUGUUAAAAAAUUGAACCCAUCUGAAGAUGUUUUAUCUUUCACCAUUCCCAGAAGUCUCGUUGGACAGCAAGUGUCUGCAAGCGUCCGGCUCCCACACUGAAUUCUUCAAAGCAGCUGUGGAGGUGGAGAGGGAUUGCCUGUGAAUUUGGCGUGUUGAUUAACUACUCAGCACACUUUAAAAUAUAUGAGCGUAGGGAUGAAUCUGCUUUGUCCAUCUCAAUUUUAAGAAGGUGGUGCUAAAUAACUGGUAAAUAACGGAGGUCCAAUUGUAUGCACAUUUUACUCUUGCAAGUGCAGACCAUUCUGUUUCUCAUGAAACAAAGCAUAUAAACACUUAAAAAAAAAAAAAAAAAAAAAAAAAAAAAA